Camelina sativa (false flax) is the source of this 477-nucleotide messenger RNA. RefSeq lists its product as uncharacterized. The record is from RefSeq and is a predicted model, not a curated record. Lineage: Eukaryota; Viridiplantae; Streptophyta; Magnoliopsida; Brassicales; Brassicaceae.
AUGACAUACAAGGGUAAAGGUCGAUUUACCAAAAGGAAAAAGUUGAGUCCAAGGUACGUUGGCCCGUACAAGGUGAUUGAACGAGUAGGUGCGGUGGCUGACAAACUGGACUUACCACCGAAGUUGGAUGCCUUUCAUAAGGUUUUCCAUGUAUCACAAUUGCGGAAUUGCCUAAGUGAGGAGGACGAAGUGGUCGAGGAUGUGCCACGUGAAUUGCGAGAAAACCUGACGGUGGAAGCAACGCCUAUUCGAAUCAUCGAUCAAAUGGAAAAGGGAAUGCGCAGGAUAAAGAUUAACAUGGUGAAGAUCUUUUGGAACGGCGGUGGACAUGAAGAAGCUACUUGGGAGACUGAGAACAAGAUGAAGUCGGAUUAUCCUAAGUUGUUUAAGGAGAUGAGUGAAGACCAACUUGAUCCGGAUUCGGGGACGAAUCCCUUUCAAGGGGGGGAGACUUGUAACGCCCGCGAUCCUGAAUAG